GACUACAGUAGAACCUCGAUUAUUAGAAUUAUGUCUGUUACAUUACAUUAGAAAAAAACCGUCUGUGCAAUGGCUGCACACUGAUCACGCACCUAAACUGUUCUGUCACAUGACUCCAUAUUAAAAGCAAGCUAAGCAAAGAACACACACUCAGAGCAGAAUGGCAGACGAAGCCAUAUCAGUACCUCCCGCCGAAGAUAGCCGUGGCAACGACGUAGAGCUACAGAACAUGAGUAAUGGAGCAUCCAAUGAGAUGGCAGUAGUGGAGGCAGCCAAUAACGACACGAUCACAGAAGAGUGCGUGUGUUGUGUGAUCACGGAUGAAACGAGCACUGACUGGGCCAAGUCACGCUUCAGUUAUAGCCUCCCUCUCUCCUCUGAUGCCAAGGACCUCUACUCUGGUGUAGCACAUCAAGCAGACUAUGUGGAGGGGUCCUUUAGUCUCAUGUGGAAGACGGCCUCCAACACUGCAGAGUCAGAGGUGUCCAUUGAUCCACAGUCCACCGCCACACUGUAUGAGAUGGGCAUGUCCAGCACACCUCUCAAGAUGACCCUCUAUAUCAGAGACUACGAUGGAACACAACCUGUCAAAGUGGAGCAUUCGACCAAUGAGCCGACAGCCGUGAGCUCUGCCACGCCCAUCACUAACAACACUAGUACCUCUUGGUCCACUACCACCUACUACUCCAAGUAUAACUAUAAUGCCAAAUCUGACACAGGUUUUGUUGGCCUAGUGAAUCAAGCCAUGACUUGUUAUCUGAACAGUCUCCUCCAGUCUCUGUACAUGACACCAGAGUUUAGGAAUGCUCUACACAGAUGGCGUUUCUCUGGAGAUGAUAAAGAGCAAUCGAAGUCCAUUCCCUACCAAUUGCAGAGACUUUUCAUACACCUCCAGAUGUCAGACAAGCGUGCUGUAGAGACCACAGACUUGACUAAGUCGUUUGGUUGGGACUCGAGUGAGUCAUGGCAGCAACACGAUGUGCAGGAGCUGUGUAGAGUCAUGUUCGAUGCUCUGGAGCAACGCUUCUCUAAAGAUGGAUACGAGCGACCUAACCUCAUCAAUGAACUAUAUCAGGGAACACUCCUCGACUAUGUCAAGUGCUUGGAGUGUGAAGUGGAGAGCACCAGGGAGAAUCACUUCCUGGAUAUCCCUCUCGUCAUCAAGCCAUUUGGUAGCACAGCCACUUACUCCAGUGUGGACGAAGCUCUAACAGCAUUUGUUGCCGCGGAAACGCUCAACAAAGACAACCAAUAUCAUUGUGACAAGUGUGAUAAGAAAUGUGACGCACACAAAGGUCUAAAGUUCAAGGCUUUCCCUUAUCUCCUCACACUUCAACUGAUGAGAUUUGACUUUGACUAUUCGACAAUGCAUCGGAUUAAACUCAAUGACAGAAUGAGUUUCCCCACCGUGCUCAACCUCAACAAGUUCAUCAACCCACACGACAUGCCUCCCACUACCGGUGAAGACCCGGCCAGCCUCUACACGGACUAUAUUGUAGAGAAGUUUGACACCUCCAGAACAACAUUCCAAGCCAACAAAUACUCUAGCAGUGGAGAUACCAAAGGAGGAGAAGAGAACUCCAUACAUUCUGUGGAUGGUCCAGAACUGGGCAAGCUAUUGCAAGAGGGACCUUAUGUGUACGAGCUCUUCAGUAUCAUGGUCCACAGUGGCUCGGCCAUUGGUGGACACUACUAUGCUUACAUCAAAUCAUUCACUGACAAGCAGUGGUACUGCUUCAAUGAUCAGAGCGUUUCCAAGAUCUCGCGGUCUGAUUUAGAGGGAACAUUUGGCGGAAGUGACUCAAAGUCCAAAGGUUACUACUCAUCGAUGUACGCCAGCUCUGCUAAUGCAUAUAUGCUUAUGUACAGACAAGUCAACAAGGAGAAAAAUAAUGAUUAUUUGACUGAAGAGAAACUUCCUCCACACAUCCGUGGUCAAAUAGAGGAAGAGAAAAGGAGGGCAGAAAGAGAGAAAGAAAGACAAGAGUACGAGAAGUCACUAUGUAAAUUUCGGUUAUUUUGCCGACAUCCUAAAUCACAUGAUCUGUACGAGAAAAAGCUUGAGGUGCAUCAGGACGAUACCAUGGCAACUGUAACCAAGCAGGCAUACGAGUUGCUUGGACUAACGGACCUUGUUCCACUGGAGCAAUGUAGACUGGUCAAGUACGAUGAGUACACGGAAACAAUGGACCAAUCAUUUGAGGAGACACAGGAGGUCAGCUUUGGGGAUAUGGUGGGCGGAGCACGAUCUUAUUACUCAUUUGAGUUGUUUAUGGAACUUCGUGAUGAAGGGGAUAGUUUCAGAGUGUAUUGUAAAGGAGGUCUGAAUCUGAAGCUGCUGCUGGUUAGUCUGCCAUCUUGUGGAGUGGAGGGGCCGACCGUGUUCAGAGCUGAGCAAGGAUGGACCGUGCAGACACUCAAGGAGGCCAUUGCUAGGAAACUGUCCCUGCCCCUGGACACCAUGGUGGUUGCUAUGGAGACCUAUCACAACGACGGCAAGCCUUUACUGCAACCAGCACAGACUCUCAAGAAUGAAGGAUUCUACAGAAAACACACAGUGUUUGUGUGUUGUGAUAGUGAGGACAGUUGUAAAGAAUUCAAGGAAAGCAAAUUUUGUGAGGUCAUUGAUCGCCAUGCCAACUCGAUACUCCUACACAUCACAGUCCCGCCCCCACAAAACGAACAAGGCACUUCAGUGGACCCUGAUAAUGCUGACUCAACUGCCGACUCAACUGCUGACUCAGCACUGCCACAGCAAAACAAUCUGAGCAUUUCAGAGCCUCUGGAGAACGGACGUCCCAAGCAAAGAGUGGUUGACAUGAGGAUUGACCGACGCUGCUCUCUAGAGGAACUCAAGAAGCUACUGGAGGAACACGUACAACUGCCCUCCGCUCAGUUUAAGGUGUACAGAGUGUACAGUAAUAAUCAAGAGUACGAGAUGAUUCGGUUGAGUGAUUCACUGUCAACCGUUCCCACGGAAACCAAGAUGGUGGUUCGUCUCGGACGUGCUCUGUUGCCGGGAGAAUUCAGAAUCAAACUAUUCCUGUUGAGGAUAAACGACGCACAGUUUAUGAUGCCAAUCCUGGAGUCCAUAGUUCACAAAGGUAUGUCAGUGGCAGACUUCAAAGUUCAGCUCAUAGCGGAGGCAUACAAACAAGGCAUCGACCAAAAGCUGACGGCUGAUAGGUUUCGACUUCGUAAGAAAACUUGGAAGAGCCCAGGAACAGUGUACCUAGACUACCAAGUCAUCGAGAAGGACAUCCACGUGUUCUCAAACUUUGAGAUGUUUGUAGAACCACUUGAAGGUGAUGAGCCAAUGACUGAGAGCACACAGAUGCAAGUGUAUGUGCGUCACUGGCACCCCUCCUCUUACACUGUGGACCUCACAAGAGAGGUCAUCUUGUGUGAUACUAGUCCACAGCAUCUCAGGGCUAAGAUCUCAGAGCUGAGUGGAAUACCUGUGGAGAACGUUGACUUUGCUAAGUCGUAUGGGUCGUUCCCGUGUGAGGUGUCUGUGCUAGAAGUGGAGAAGGACUUGGACUGGAACCCUCAAGUGACCUCUGUGACCUCCAUGCCACUCUCCAUAUAUGAUGAUGGAUCCAUUGUCUACUUUAAAGACUCCACUGAGAAGCUUGUCGAGUUGUCCACUGAAAAGAGAAAUGAGCUGCAGAAAACUGAAAACACGCGGUUGAAUAAGUACAGUGUGUCUACUACGUACUCUUCGUACAGUCGCAAAGAAAAGGCACUCAAGAUCUACACUGAGGAAGAGAUGAAGGAGUCGACUGCUCAAGACUAGACACUGUGAAUUGUUUAUAAACUGUGUUUCCUUGUGUUCAAUAUAAUCAGUUAGUUAUUUAUGUGUGCGUUUAUUUUGAUGGUGUUUUAUAAUUAAAAUUACAUUGUUUGAGUGUUACUUCGA
Messenger RNA from Halichondria panicea, 3919 nucleotides. Its product is annotated as ubiquitin carboxyl-terminal hydrolase 47-like. Gene Ontology annotation, molecular function: cysteine-type deubiquitinase activity. Gene Ontology annotation, cellular component: nucleus; cytosol. Gene Ontology annotation, biological process: protein deubiquitination. The coding region runs from base 161 to 3796 and encodes 1211 amino acids. The record is from RefSeq and is a predicted model, not a curated record. The transcript is spliced from 30 exons. Lineage: Eukaryota; Metazoa; Porifera; Demospongiae; Suberitida; Halichondriidae.